AUGGGCGAAGAGAGAAGAAUUGUCGUUUCUAUUGACUUUGGAACCACUUUUUCAGGCGUCGCUUGGGCAGAGACGACUCAACCGGAUGUCCAGCACGUAUUAUCCGACUGGCCGUCACUCGGUUCGUCCCGGAAUAGCCCCAAGGUCCCAACGGAGUUGCGCAAGAUAGCAACUGGUUGGCAAUGGGGGUUCCAAAUUCCGAAAGCGGCAAAGAGGAAUAGGUUCUUCAAGCUAAGAUUGGAUGAGCCGUCAGACACAAAGACGGACGGAGAGUCGGCCCAAGAACUUACAAGGGUGUUCCUAACAUGUCUCUAUGCCCACUUUAUCAGCGUCCUAGAAAGCCAUCUGUCGCCCAGCGUGGUGCAGUCGACACCCAUGGAUGUUGUUGUUACCGUUCCAGCUAUCUGGUCGAAUAACGCAAAGCAAGAAACCGAAAAUGCAGCUUCCUCCGCCGGCUUUGGCAAGGAGAAGAACAUCAAGCUCAUAUCAGAGCCGGAAGCGGCCGCAUUGUAUACCAUCAAGUAUCUAAGCCCAUCCGUCCUGCAGACUGGUCGGAGGUUUGUGGUAUGCGAUGCCGGAGGGGGAACGGUCGACCUCAUUACAUAUGAGGUUGCCAAAGUUCAACCGUUACAGAUGAGAGAGGUCACUGAAGGGACUGGAGGGAAGUGCGGGUCCUCGAUGCUGAACAUGAGGUUUCGACGAUACCUGAAACAGGCACACGGGGACAAAUACUGGACAGACGAGCGACUUGUCCUUGCCCUGAGCGACUUUGAAUCGUUCAAGAAGGACUUCUCUCCUAGAGGUGAGCCACUUACACUAAAAGUCGAUUCAUCUCUCGGCUUGAGGCGAAAUCGGUUCACCAUACCGCAAGAUGACAUGACAAUCAAGAUUUGGGAUCCAAUCAUGAGAGACAUCAUCUGCUUGAUCAAUGAGCAGAUAGCAAUGGCGGACGAUGACGUUGCGGCAGUCGUCCUGGUUGGUGGAUUCGGCCAGAAUAGAUAUCUCAAGUCUCGCGUUCGCGAUGCAAUCACCCCCAGAACGCGAGUUCUUCAGCCAGAGAAUGGCGUCACCGCGGUGGUGAAGGGGGCAGUCAUCUAUGGCCUCGGCAACUACCAGCCCGCCCUGGCACCAGUAGGCAUCUCAUCGCGGGUCGCCAGACGGUCAUAUGGCACUUGCCUCUUGGCAAAGUAUGACCCUUCGAAGCAUGACCGCAACGAAGCAUUCUGGUCCGAGAAAGAAGAGGAAUGGGUUGUUAUCGAAAUGUGCUGGUUCAUCCGCAAAGGCCAAUCGUAUCCCGAGGGUAAGCCCUCCAAGAUCGAGUACCAGUGCGAUAUACCCGUGUUCAUGGGGCACAAGCCACAAGCCGACAUUGAAAUAUUCAGCAACGACGACGAACGUGAAGCACCGAUCCAUCUCAGCGGCGCCACAAAACGAGUGGCCACGUUGUUUCUCGAUCUACAUAAGAUACCCAAGUCAGCGAAAUCAGCCGCAAAGAAGAGAAAAUUGGGAUGGCACCGGUAUUACUGCUUGACUGGCGUGAUUGAAGCGAGCUACGGAUCAGCCAUGAUAACUUACACGGUAAAGCUUGGAGGUCCGUCCGUUCGAGUCUCUUUGUCCCAUUGA
This is a messenger RNA of Trichoderma reesei QM6a, 1623 nucleotides long. RefSeq lists its product as uncharacterized. Lineage: Eukaryota; Fungi; Ascomycota; Sordariomycetes; Hypocreales; Hypocreaceae. The record is from RefSeq and is a predicted model, not a curated record. The transcript has 7 exons. Gene Ontology annotation, molecular function: ATP-dependent protein folding chaperone; ATP binding. Bases 1 to 1623 code for a protein of 540 amino acids.